Molecule: messenger RNA, 1038 nt
Organism: Anthonomus grandis grandis
Lineage: Eukaryota; Metazoa; Arthropoda; Insecta; Coleoptera; Curculionidae
Product: leukocyte receptor cluster member 1 homolog
Exons: 3
Coding region: 136-1032 (298 amino acids)
Source: RefSeq, a predicted model, not a curated record
UCAUGGACGUCAAUAUCAUCUGACUUCUGUCAACUUCGGUGUUUUUAUUCUUAUCAGCUGUCGUGAUUGAAACCAAUAUCAACAGAAACUUAAUUGUUAUAUUCCUUUUGUCUCCUAUUGUUAAAUGAAAUCAAAAUGAAUAUUUUACCGAAGAAAAGGUGGCAUGUCCGAACUAAAGACAAUAUCGCAAGAGUGAGACGAGAUGAGGCAAAGGCAGCAGAAGAGGAAAAGGCUCGCCAAGAACGAGCUAAACUUGCCGAAAGGGAAGCAAGAAGGUUAUUGCUUCUAGAGAAAUCAAGAUCGGCCCUACCAAAUAAACAAUUUACUGAAACAGCAUCGUCAGGCUCUAAUUUGGAACAUGUAAACUUUUUCAAAGAAGUUGAAGAGGGAGUAGCAGAACUGAAGCAAACAAACAAAGAACAUGAUAAAGAAUUGAAAGAAGAAAAGGAAAAGUAUGAGAAACAAAUUGGAUAUUUAACUUACUUGGGCCAAGAUACCAAUGAAGCAUUAGGGAAGAAGAGUUGGUAUGAGGAAAACCCUAGUAAGAGAUGGGGUGAGGUAAAAGGGGAAGUAAAUCUAAAAAGUAAAAAAAGAGAAGAUCCAUUGGAAGUGAUUAAAAGAUUGACUGAAAAGGAUAAAAAGGCCAGGGAAAGUUUCAAAAGUGAUAAGAGAUAUGAUGAAUAUAAGUCAAUGCUGCAUAAAAAUUAUAGAGAUAAGAAAGACAGUCAUAAAAGGAGGAGAAGCAGAUCCACAUCAGAAGAAAGAAGAAAACAUAAAAAAUCAAAACAUAAAAGGAGAAGCAUAGAGAGCAGUGAGGAUGAAGCAGAAAAACAGAAGAAACUGGAAGAUUUGAGGGCUGAAAGGCUUCGGAGAGAAAGAGAAGAGCAACGGAGAACAGAAGAGUUAUUAGCAAAAGUGAAGGGGACCAACAAUGACAACAAGAAGCAGGAUGUGCAAGCCGGAAGGCAGAAAUAUAAUUCACAGUUUAAUCCUUGGUUGGCAAAACAAAAUUAUGAUAAUAAAUAUAAAUAAAACUGA